This is a messenger RNA of Magallana angulata, 1497 nucleotides long. RefSeq lists its product as uncharacterized. NCBI's taxonomy places the organism in Eukaryota, Metazoa, Mollusca, Bivalvia, Ostreida, Ostreidae. Bases 304 to 1383 code for a protein of 359 amino acids. The transcript has 3 exons. The record is from RefSeq and is a predicted model, not a curated record.
AUUAUUAUGGACUGGGCAUUGAAGUUCCUUCCUGCACUUUAUAGAGAAAAGCAGUCAGAUUUUUUGGACACAAAGGCAUGAGCUGGCAUGUUUCUGUUGCUAUAUUUAGAGCAGAAGAUGGAUCUUUGAAGCACAAGACAUUCAAUCACAUUUUUGGAGCAGUGAGGCAAGAUUGGUUUGCUGUUGCAUCAGCCAUCGAGCACAUCCUAAAGAGUAUACGAGUACAAAUGCCUGGAAUUGAAGAAGUUUUUUUUACGAAGUGACAAUGCAGGUUGCUAUCACUGUGGGUGCCUGUGGCUGAGCAUGCAUGUAAUAAGUGAAAGAACAGGUAUCAGCAUUGUACGCUAUGACUUCAGUGAACCUCAGGCAGGAAAAAGUUAUUGCGAUGCCAAAAUUGCCCAUAUGCGAUCGAAAUUAAGGACGUUUGUUUCAUCUGGAGAAAAUGUAACAACACCAUUUGACAUGAAGGAGGCAAUAAUGGAUGGAAGUGGUGUAGCAGGAUGUCAAUGUGCAGUUGUGGAAGUUGACAGGAAAAACCAGACAAUGACUAGUCAUUGCAUCAAGGGAAUCACCAACAUUAAUAAUCUUGCCUUUGAAGGAGAUGAUAUCAUUGCCUGGCACAGUUUUAGUAUUGGUAUUGGUAUCAAGAAAAAAAGAGAUGUCUUGAAAAGUGAGCAGCUUGACACAGGACUCAUCAUACUGUCUGACUUUGAAGAACCAUGUAAAAACUAUGGUGUGAUCUCUCAUAUAACAAAAAACUGUUCAGUUACACCAACCAGUAUUUUCCACUGUUCCGAAUUGGGCUGUAAUCAGCAGUUUUCCUCAUACCAAAUACUUCAAGAGCAUAUUCUUCUGGAUAGACAUGUUCAAGAGAAAACAUCAACUUAUGAUGCUCUACGACAUCAUUGGUCCAAGUUGUGUAAUUCUAAUUUCUUCAUUUCUAAACGGCUGGUGCAAAUAGGCAGAGAUCACCAUACCCUUGUGAAGAAUUCAUCAGUAGAGAAGCUUCAACAAGGAUGGGCACUGAAAAAAAAAACAAGGAAAUUUGCACGCUCCUCUUCCAAAGUUAAAGAUUUUCUCCAUAGAGUUUUUCAAGAGGGCGAAGAAUCAGGAAGGAAAGCAAUUCCUGUUGAAGUAUAUCAACGUAUGAAAUCAUUGCGAAACAGCACUGGAGAGAAGUUUUUCAAUCCCGAUGAAUGGCUGCAGCCUUCUCCGAUUAACUCCUUUUUUUCAAGACUUUCUCUGAAUGCAAAAGCAAGGAAUAUCAAGGAUGAACCAGAAGAAGAUGACCAUCUGCGAGAAAUUCUGCAGUCAAUAUAUGAGGAAGAAGAAAGAGACAGCAUCAGAAAUGCCAUGACCUUAGAACUUGACAGUCCAAUAUGAUUGUUUAAACUUGUACAUGUAGAAAUAUUGGUGCUGUCUUUCAAUGAUAGUUGGUUUGUUUAGAUAAUGUAUGUAUGUACGGUACAUCAAACAUGCAUGGAGUCAUAAAUGAUA